Messenger RNA from Dichomitus squalens LYAD-421 SS1, 636 nucleotides. RefSeq lists its product as uncharacterized. NCBI's taxonomy places the organism in Eukaryota, Fungi, Basidiomycota, Agaricomycetes, Polyporales, Polyporaceae. Gene Ontology annotation, biological process: protein phosphorylation. The transcript is spliced from 5 exons. Gene Ontology annotation, molecular function: protein kinase activity; ATP binding. The record is from RefSeq and is a predicted model, not a curated record. Bases 1 to 636 code for a protein of 211 amino acids.
AUGGCUUCCGACGAAAUACCGGACUUCCUGCAGAUACCUUACUGGCUCAUUCAACAUCCUGAAAUCCAGCGUCGUGACAUGCACCUAGUGCUCACGUUGCGUCCGGACACAGUUUUCGCUACAGGCUGGGACGCGUCUCCUCAGCGAGUGGUCAAGAUCGUUGAUCCUUCUAAAGAGGAAGCGGACAUUCUUGAUGGCCUACAGCGAGACUUAGCGUGUCCAGCUAGUCAUGUCGGGCCUUGCGACAUGGUCCGCUCCGACGCCUUCUUGGCAAUAAUGCCAUAUCUUACCUCAGUGGAGUACUUGCUUGCCUCCAGGAAGCUGAGCACCGUUCUCGAUGUGUUCGACCAGCUUCUAGAGGGAGUUGCAUACCUCCACGAUCGUGGCAUCGCUCAUAUGGAUUUGUGUUUUUCCAAUGUGCUUGCCGCGACACAUCGUGAGGCGAGUUUUGACCCACGUGUCAAGGCAGGCAAGCUCUACAUCAUCGACUUCGACCGCUCGCGCAAGCUCGACUUAAAGCCCGGCGUACAAGGCGCUGUUGCUUUGCCAGAGACUGUGUGCAGCCCUCCACCGGGCAUCACACAUUUAGAUCCGUACUCCUGGGACGUGUACUGUGCUGAGCUGCAAACGCAAUAA